ACAGCGUCAUCAUGGCGGGAUGCAUGAAAUUGAUAGAAGAUUUCCACUGUAUGGCUGUUAAGCUGUUUGUUUUUGCCUUUAUACUGAAUUGUUUGCCCCAGCUAUCUCACCAGGCUACAGGUUCAAAUUCAGUUGUACAUCUCCAAGACGGUGCAGUACAGGUUUCCUCUGGGUCUAAAGUCUUCUGUUACAAAAAUACUAUUUCCCCAACAUGGAAACAUACAUGGACAAGGAUACAGGUCAAAGUGUGGAGUUCAAGGGGGUUUAAGGUGCACAUUGUGGAUGAUGAGGAGCAGCUACAGGAGCUGGAGCGCUGGAGUGUCUGGGGUUGGUUCCAGAGCUGGCUGCGUGAGAAGCACAAUGAAACGUCCAUCAACAUUAACCUCUUCAGCAAAAAGACAUGCAUCAAAAUUGACCCUGCGGAUGGAACUGAGUACACGCUCAAAACUCUGCGAAGGUUUGACAUCUAUCUGUUUUUGGUGUUCUUCACUGGAGGCUUGUUGUUCCUAUUUGCAGAUUCCCUCAGCAAAAGUCAAGUUUUCUAUUAUUCCACUGGUGUGAGCACUGGGAUGAUUGCCUCGCUCAUCAUCCUCUUCUUUGUGUUGUAUCGCUUUAUGCCAAAGAAAAGCCCUUUUUACCUUCUACUUGCCGGCGGUUGGUCAUUGUCAGUUUAUGCCAUCCAGCUCGUCUGCAGGAACUUGCAGACCAUUCUCAAAGAGCACUGGCACUUUGCUUUAGGCUAUGUGGCAGUUGUGGGGUUCAUCAGUUUUGCAGUCUGUUAUCGAUAUGGUCCCCUGGUGGAUGAAAAGAGCAUCAACAUCUUCUCAUGGACUCUGCAGUUGCUGGGACUGCUCCUCAUUUAUGCUGGCCAUCAAAUCCAGCCUGUGGCUUUUGCCAUUAUCGUGUCAUUGGUGUUAGCCAAAAACCUGGAUUACCCUGUCUCAUUCACACUUGUUUUGUGGAGAAAAAUGAGACGCUUGGUGAACUGGAAACCAGAGCCUCGUCGCCUGUUAACAGAGGAGGAGUAUCAAAGGCAGGGAGAGGAGGAGACUCGGCGCGCUCUAGAGGAGCUUAGGGAGUACUGCAAAAGCCCAGACUUCAACACAUGGAAGACAGUGUCCAGGCUGCAAUCCCCCCAAAGAUUUGCUGAUUUCAUUGAGGGCUCCUCUCACCUUAUGCCAAAUGAGGUGUCAGUCCAUUCUCAGGAGUAUGGAUUUGGAGGGUCAUUUUUUGAAGAAGAUAUUUUCGACACUGACGAUGAAGAUGACCUGAAACCCAUUAUAGAUCCAGAGUGACUUAAUGGACCCUGCUUAAAAAGGGAUCCACCAUCUUGGGAACACUGGGUACUACCGCAUGCAUUGGUCCAAGAAGUUUGUGUUGAUGAAUUUUGAUAAAAUGUUGGACUUUGUAAUCAGAAGAACUGGUUAAAUUCAAAGCCACAAGCCUGUUUUAUGUGGUGGUAUUUGAAUUUAGUUUUCAGGACCAGCAAAGAUGGCUUUUACUCUUGUAUUGUGUGAAUUCACUGGGAAUGGGAAGCGGACUUUGCUUGUACUAUCUAUUAUUCUGACAUGUAACUGGGAGGAGAUGAUUAUUUUAGGAUAUGGGAAUGCAUUUGAGCUGACUCCCUUUCCAUUUUCUGUUAUGUUUGAGCCGAAGACUUAUAAACAAAUAAUAUUUACACUUUUUACAAGAUAAGCAUAUUCAUUUUCAUUAAUUAAACAUAGACAUUUUAAUUUAAUGCAAUAAUAUGGUACAUUUUAGACCAAGUGUUAACAUCUUGGAGACAAGCAGGUGGUCUAAAUCAGACUGUGCACCUUUUUUUAAGAAUUCAGUUAUAAUAGAACCUCUAAAAUUGGUGUGUAAGUAUGUCCUUUUUACAUCUUUUCUGAUAAUUCAAACCACUUUUAGACAAUAUGACUUUUAGACAUGAAAUCGUAGCGCUUUCCUUUAUAUUACCAUGCAGCCUUAGAAAUAUGUAAUCUCUCAGUUGUCCAGGUAGGUUAGUGGUUCAUGGCUGUAUACUGUUCUAAAGCUAUUCAAGAAAGGUUCAUUUCUGUUCUAUGAACGUGACUUUUUAGUACGGAUAGAUGUGACAACAGUUUUAGUAAUAGUAUCUGAUUUUAGAUAUUUUUUAUACUUACAAAAUUGUGAGGAUUUCAGUUCAUGUAAAGAGUUCCAUCAUAUUAUUAUUUGCUUGUUAAAUGUUUUCAAUUUACCUGUGAAGCUGACAUUUAAUGGCUGUUGAUGUCUGCCAUCACUUGUUUUUGUUUAAAGAAGGGAACACCCCAGUAAUGUCAGCAACUGAACAGCUGAUACAGGUUAUAGUAUUUGCAUGUGUUUCCCCGUGUCUCAUUGCCAUAUUCGACAGUGGCAUCACAUUCACAUGGUACACCAUUUCCUAGUGCACUUCCUUUAACCCUGUCCCUGACCUCCCUUUAAUGCAAACAAACUCUACACAUGCAGAACUGGGGAAUCCCUGUUUCAUUAAGUUUACAGCCCACAGUUGCUGCCUCUGUCAGUGGCCUCAUGUAAAGUGUGGAUUUCCCCUAUUCACAAAGAACCAUGUUUCAACAGCUGAAUAUCUUCUCCACCUCUCGGGAUUUAAAAUGGGAAUGCAAACAUAGUAGCGAUUCCCAAACAUGUGCUGGCUAGUGUUACGCAAUAUUAACUUUUCCAACUCAAUCUUGAUACUAAGCAAUAGACUCGAUACUCAUUACUACUGAUUCCAAUAUCCUGAUAAUAUUAAAUACACUUUUUAAAUACACUUUUUAUUUAGACAAUAGAUUCAAUAUUAACAUGUGGUUUUAUAUAAUCUCUCAGUCAUACAGUUACAUUUCAGAGUGGUCUAUGGAUGAUGGCUGGAUACUUGUUCUGAUACACCUCAAAUCAUUAAGAUAUUUAGGAAAGGUUAA
Boleophthalmus pectinirostris (great blue-spotted mudskipper) is the source of this 2912-nucleotide messenger RNA. RefSeq names its product nuclear envelope integral membrane protein 1 (gene nemp1). NCBI's taxonomy places the organism in Eukaryota, Metazoa, Chordata, Actinopteri, Gobiiformes, Gobiidae. The coding region runs from base 12 to 1295 and encodes 427 amino acids. Gene Ontology annotation, cellular component: nuclear envelope. The transcript is spliced from 9 exons. The record is from RefSeq and is a predicted model, not a curated record.